This is a messenger RNA of Phycomyces blakesleeanus NRRL 1555(-), 1962 nucleotides long. RefSeq lists its product as hypothetical. The record is from RefSeq and is a predicted model, not a curated record. The transcript has 2 exons. NCBI's taxonomy places the organism in Eukaryota, Fungi, Mucoromycota, Mucoromycetes, Mucorales, Phycomycetaceae. Gene Ontology annotation, molecular function: zinc ion binding; metalloendopeptidase activity. Bases 1 to 1962 code for a protein of 653 amino acids.
AUGCACCAGUACAAUCGCGGUCAUUCUCGCAGCUUUGGUCCUGAACUCCAAAAGACAUUUGUCACAAACCCUACAAACCAGCAAUCAUAUCAUCCAUUGACUCAAGAUAGCCCUCUUGAUAUCGCUCUUUCGUUUGUCUCUUCUCAAUUGACCAGUAGCGAUUAUGUUGUCAAGAGCUCUUAUGUCUCCGAUCUCAACGGAGUUACUCACAUCCAUCUCCGCCAGACAGUCCACGGCAUCGAGGUUGCCAAUGCUGAUAUCAAUAUCAACGUCGACAGAUAUGGCCGUAUCCUAUCCUAUGGAAACUCAUUUGCCCCAACCCUAUUCAAAGCACAGCAAAAGUCCUUUUCAUGGGCCGUCCUUUCUCUCUUAUCCUUUGUCCGCAAAAACCUCCCAGACCCUCGUGUCAUCGACCAACUCUCUCCCUCCACCUUUGAGCCAAUCCCUGUCUCGACUCUGCAAGACGAUGGCAGUGAGUCCUGGCACAUGCUGUUUGAUGAGGUUCCCUUUGCCCUCUCGCCAGUCGAAGUCCGCCAGUCCUAUCUCCAACUGUCCAAUGGCGAUCUCCAACUGGUCUGGACUGUACAGCUCGAACUAGACGACCACUGGUAUGAUGCCCAGAUCAAUGCCCACGAUGGCUCUGUAAUCGGUCUGCACGAUUGGGUCUCCCAGGCAUCUUACUACAACAUCAUUCCUUUCGGCCAAAAUGAUCCUUCCGAUUCGGCCCAGGUCCUGGUCAAGAAUCCACACGACACUUUCGCUAGUCCGGUCGGAUGGCAUGUCCAGGCUUCUUCGUCGUCCAAGAAAGUCUUUACUACCUUUAAUGUCACAAUCGGUAACAAUGCCUAUACACACACCAACCCAGACGGUGGUUCCGGAUGGCAGAACAACUAUCGCCCCAAGGGAAUCGUUGAUGAACAGGGCGACAUUGUGUUCAACUACAAGGCCGACUUUGAAAACCAGGAGCCGGUAGAGUACGAAGACGCUGCGGUCACCAAUCUGUUCUAUUGGUGUAACACCGCCCACGACCUCUUCCACCGCUACGGAUUUGACGAAAAGGCCGGAAACUUCCAGCAGGACAACCUUGGCCGUGGCCGUAACCCAGACAAAGACGACGGCGAGGAUGAUGCCGUGAUCGCCAAUGCCCAGGACGGAUCUGGUAAAAACAAUGCAAACUUUGCCACCCCACCUGACGGCAAGCACGGCAAGAUGCGGAUGUACGUCUGGGAUCAGACCAAGCCCAUGCGCGACGGCGAUUUUGAGAGUGGCAUCGUGAUCCACGAGUACACGCACGGUGUAUCGACCCGUCUGACGGGUGGUCCCAAGAACAGCAACUGUCUUGGCUGGGGUGAGGCCGGUGGUAUGGGCGAAGGCUGGGGAGAUUUUGUGGCUACGAUCAUCCAGAUGAAGAGCGAGUACACGCGUGAGGUUGAUUUCGCAAUGGGUGGGUGGUCCAAUGGCGGUAAAGGAAUCCGCAAGUACAACUACUCAACCAACAUCAAGACCAACCCGAGCACCUACCGCAUCAUGGACCGCUUUGACUACUGGGGUGUCCAUGCAAAGGGCGAAGUCUGGGCCGAGAUGCUCUAUGAAGUCUACUGGGAUCUUGUAGACCAGCACGGCUUUACUCCAGACUGGUUCCCUCCAACCCCUGAGGACGAAAAUCUGUUUAUGUCCAAGAGUGACCUGGAGCGGGUCAGAACUCAUGUUGUCUCACAUGGCAAUACCCUUGCCCUCCAGCUGGUCAUGGAUGGUCUCAAACUGCAGCCCUGCAGUCCAAGCUUCACCGAUGCCCGUGAUGCGAUCCUUUUGGCCGAUCACGCCUUGACGAACGGAGAGAACUACUGUUUGAUCUACAAGGCGUUUGCCAGACGCGGUCUUGGUGACGGAGCCAAACUCACAAAGGAAGGAUGGCUCGAAAGACGUGUGGAGAGCUACGAAGUUCCGGCCAAGUGUACUUAG